Python bivittatus (Burmese python) is the source of this 2135-nucleotide messenger RNA. RefSeq names its product secretion regulating guanine nucleotide exchange factor (gene SERGEF). Lineage: Eukaryota; Metazoa; Chordata; Lepidosauria; Squamata; Pythonidae. The record is from RefSeq and is a predicted model, not a curated record.
CUUAGCAACCACGUAGCUUAGCAACAGAGUUGCCAAUCCCAAUUGUGGUCAUUAAGUGAGGACAAUCUGUAUAUCCCAGUGUGAAGAUUUUCUUUCACCUAAAUCAAUUCAUUAACAUGUAUUGUGAGAAACCACGCCAAAUCCCAGGGCUGGGAAGUCAAAAAGCUAUGGUAAACCACUUCCAUACUGUUGCCAAGAAACCACAUGGACAUGUCCACCAAGUCCCCAGGAGUCGAGUUCCACUCGAAGGAGGCUUUGCCUUUCACACCAGACAAACAUAGCAACUCCUUUGACACGUCCUGUCCGCAUAUUCCUGGGUUCACGCCCAGCACUCCUCGCACGCGUUCGCAUCGCCACAUCUUCCGCAACUCCAAGCCACAGCUGCAAGCACCGAACGGGCAAAGGGGGCUGCAUUGCCUCAGUCCUCCCUCUACCUGCUCGGCCGGCUGGCUGGGUGGCUGGUAGCUUGAAUACACCUCGCCCGCUCCUGCAGCCGCACCGAGAACGAGAAAAAGGCGGACCUUUUCCCUGCCACGAGCGCUUCCGCAACGGGUUCCGCCUUCUUCGGCGAUUAUGGCCGUCGCCCGCCAGGACGCCUCACGAGCGUUGCUCGCUUGGGGAGCAAACAGCUAUGGACAACUUGGUCUUGGUCAUAAAAAUGAUGUCUUCCUGCCCAAGGCUGUGAAGGCAUUUCUCUUUAAUCAGACUUGUAUCAAAAGCAUUACUGGAGGAGGAGGUCAUUCUGCUGUUCUUACUGACACUGGAGAGAUCUUUUUCUGUGGCCAGAAUAAAGAUGGACAGUUGGGACUUGGUCAUACUGAGGAUGUGACACAUUUUACCUUAUGUUCUUCUCUCUGUGGCUGUCCUGUCAUACAAGUUGCCUGUGGCUGGGAUUUUACAGUUGUACUUGCUGGAAGUGGCCAAGUAUACUCUUGUGGUUCUAAUUCCUUUGGGCAACUGGGAGUUCCUGAUAUUUCAGGCAGAUGUACUAUUCCAGUACUGAUUAAGUCUUUACAGGAUAAAGUAGUAAAUAUUGCUGCUGGACUCAGGCAUGCAGUUGCUGUGGUUGAAAAUGGUUCAGUGUUUCAGUGGGGAAUUGGUAUGGAGUCUCAAGCAAAGCGAAUGUGCCAAGGAAAAAGUAUUCCUUCUUUCCUGAGGGCAAAUGAACCUUGCAAAGUACCAGGUUUUGAAAAUAUCAAAGUGAGGAGUGUGGCUUCAGGCUCACAUCAUGUCAUGUCAUUCACAGAUGAAGGAGAUUUAUAUGUUUGGGGAAACAAUAAACACAAGCAACUACUAAGCAAAGAUGUUGUUGUUCUGGAACCUCAGAAGAUUGAAGCUCACUAUUUUGAGGGUGAAAAAAUCAGAAGAAUCUGGAGUGGAUGGACACACAUGGUGGUGCAAUCAGAGACAGGGAAAGUCUUUACAUGGGGUAGAGGAGACUAUGGUCAGCUUGGAAGAAGUGGGAUGCCACAUGAAGGACAGAGCCAGGGCAGAAAGAGAUCAACAGAGCAUCAUUUGAAAGAGCCAGCUUAUGCUCCUGCUACAGUACCGAGACUCUCUGGUGCAUCUGAGGUUGCAUGUGGUUCAGAGCACAAUCUAGCAAUAGUUGGUAAUCAGUGUUUUUCCUGGGGAUGGAAUGAACAUGGCAUGUGUGGCAAUGAAACAGAAGAAAAUGUUUGUCUUCCUCAGCAUGUUGGGGCUCUUAGUUCUGCAGAGCUGCUUUUAGUUGGAUGUGGAGCUGGACACUCCUUAGCAUUUUGCUGUUUACCAAGCCUAGACAUAUCACUGUAGAACCAUCAGCACAAUUUAAAGUUCACUCUGGGGUUGGUUCUUGGUUAAUAAAUGCACUUAAUUCAGUGUCAUUAAUGUCAAAGCAAUUCAGUCAUGUCUAGCUUUGGCAAGAUUAUCCAUAUUAUAUUUUGACAUUAUAGUCAUUUUGCUGGGUUCGUAUUUAAAAGAAGGGGGGGGGAUAUUUUUUGCUUUUGUUUGAGGGGGCAAAGCAUGAAAAUAUUUAGGUGUGAUGAAAUGAAGCAAUAUGUGCUUUACCUAUUUAUUGAUAUCAAACACAUGAUUACUACAGGUAAUCCUUGCUUAAUGACUGCCCUGUUUAGUGACCCUUCAAAGUUACAAUGGUG